AUGAUUUUGAGUACAGACAAGAUAGAACAGUUGAAAAAGACCAAAACGAUAGGGAUUAUUGGUCUUGGGGAUAUGGGAGCACUUUAUGCUCGUAGAUUCUCACAAGAUGGAUGGAAAGUUGUGGGUUGUGAUAGAGAAGAAAUCUUCGAACAAACAGUUGAAAAAUUCCAAAAUGAUAAAGUAGAUAUAUUUAAGAAUGGACAUUACGUUAGUAGAGUGAGUGAUUUUAUCAUUUAUUCAGUGGAAGCCAAAUUCAUAGAUAGAAUUGUAUCUAUUUAUGCCCCUUCCUCCAAAGUUGGUGCAAUUGUUGGAGGUCAAACAUCAUGUAAAGAACCAGAAAUUCAAGCAUUUGAGAAAUAUUUACCCCCAGAUACUGAUAUCAUAUCAUUACAUUCAUUGCAUGGACCAAGUGUCAGUACAGCAGGACAGCCAUUGGUUUUAAUUAAACAUCGUGGUAAUGAUGAAAAUUUCGAUUUCGUGGAGAGUUUAGUAUCAUGUUUGAACUCUAAACAUGUCUAUUUAUCAGCCAAAGAACACGAUCAAAUAACUGCUGAUACUCAAGCAGUCACACAUGCAGCAUUUUUAUCCAUGGGGACAGCUUGGAAAUCUGCCAAUCAAUAUCCUUGGGAAACUCCUAAAUGGUCAGGGGGUAUUGAAAAUGCUAAAAUGAAUAUUUCAAUGAGAAUCUACCUGAAUAAAUGGCAUGUUUAUGCCGGUUUAGCCAUCACAAACCCUUCGGCCCAUGUCCAAAUUUUGCAAUAUGCCAAGUCAACAUCGGAUUUAUUCUCUUUAAUGAUUCAAGGUAAAAAGCAAGAGUUACAAGAAAGAUUAUUAACAGCUAAAAACCAUAUAUUUAAGAAUGUUAACCAUAGUCAAUUACUUCUAAACGAUGAAAUAUUAGAAAAGUAUUCAUUGAGUAAAGAACCUCCUGGUGGGAAACAACCAAAUUCACAUUUAUCAAUUUUAGCCAUAGCUGAUAGUUGGUGUCAACUUGGGGUUGUUCCUUACGAUCAUAUAAUUUGUUCUACUCCAUUAUUUAGAAUUUUCCUUGGUGUGACAGAAUACUUAUUUUGUACUCCAGGAUUACUCGAAGAGUGUAUAGAAGUUGCAUGUAAAGACCCUACAUUUAGGCAUGAAGAUUUGGAAUUUGUAGUAGCAGCUAGAUCGUGGUCAGAUUUAGUAAGUAGUGGAAGUUUUGAUUUAUAUCGUAAGAAAUUCGAAGAUAUCCAACAAUUCUUUGCACCAAAAUUCAAAGAAGCUAAUGCUGUUGGUAAUGAAAUGAUCAAAAUUAUUUUAGCUAGAGUUAAAGAAUAUGAAAAUUGA
Yamadazyma jaroonii is the source of this 1323-nucleotide messenger RNA. The record is from the annotation of a GenBank genome assembly. NCBI's taxonomy places the organism in Eukaryota, Fungi, Ascomycota, Pichiomycetes, Serinales, Debaryomycetaceae.